AAGCGUGUUCUCGACCACGGUGUUAGCAGUGUCUGCCGGGUCGAGAGUGCGAUCGAAUCGUGGACCACCGUAAAUCAUUGAGAAAAUGAACGACCACGCGACCGUGGUUCGUGGUUCCGCGAAAAUCGCCUACCUCGUGCUCGAGGAUGGCUCGGUUUUCCCGGGAAAAUACUUUGGCGCGGAAAAACCGGUUGACGGUGAAGUCGUGUUCCAGACCGGUAUGGUGGGUUACCCGGAGUCGCUCACAGAUCCUUCCUACCACGCUCAAAUUCUAGUACUCACGUAUCCGCUGAUCGGAAAUUAUGGCGUGUUCGAUGACGAACUGGACGAGCACAAAAUACCAUAUUGGUUCGAAUCCCACCGGAUAUGGGCAGCAGGUCUAGUGGUCGGCGAAAUAUGCGAAAAUCCGAGUCACUGGCGACAAACGAAAACGUUAUCUGAGUGGAUGAAGAUACAAAACAUUCCUGGUAUAUACGAAAUCGAUACCAGAGCCCUGACGAAAAUUAUUCGCGAAAACGGCACUAUAUUGGGGAGAAUCGUGUUCGAAUCUCCGCAAAUAAAUCACCUGUCACCCCUAGUUCCUCCGAUAGAGGAUCCCAACAAGAGAAAUCUCGUGGCAGAAGUUGCUCAGCCUAAUCAAAGAACGUACAACCCUAGCGGUCACCCUCGUAUAUGCGUGGUGGACUGCGGCCUGAAGUACAAUCAAUUAAGGUGUCUGAUUAGCCGAGGUGCUCGCGUAGACGUGGUGCCAUGGGAUUACGACUUCAGCGAAGCCGAGUACGACGGCCUGUUCCUCAGCAACGGGCCAGGCGAUCCCAGCAUGUGCGAAACGACGGUGAAAAAUAUUCGCGCCGCCUUGGAAUCACGGAAGGGAAAACCGAUUUUCGGUAUAUGUCUGGGACACCAGUUGCUCUGCAUCGCUGCCGGUUGCGUUACAUAUAAGAUGAACUACGGAAAUCGUGGUCACAAUCAACCCGUCACACAUCACGGAACUGGCCGCUGUUAUAUGACGUCCCAGAACCACGGAUUCACGGUCGACGCUAGUCAACUGCCAGCUAAUUGGGAAGCCCUCUUCACCAACACCAACGACAAUAGCAACGAGGGGGUGGUGCACUCCAGCCUGCCGUAUUUCUCUGUUCAGUUUCACCCGGAGCACACUGCUGGUCCCGAAGACUUGGAAUGUCUAUUCGACGUGUUCCUAGACGCCGUGAAAGACGACGCCAGCGGAAAACCCGGGAUGUCCAUCAAGGAAAGGCUGAAUCAGAAGUUGGCCUUCCACGUCAACAACCCUGACGUCGCUGUUCGGCCGAAGAAGGUGCUGAUUUUGGGAUCUGGCGGCCUCAGCAUCGGCCAAGCUGGGGAGUUCGACUACUCGGGCUCGCAAGCUAUCAAAGCACUGAGGGAAGAAUGCAUACAGACGCUUCUGAUCAAUCCCAAUAUCGCCACUGUUCAAACGUCCAAAGGCAUGGCUGACAAAGUUUACUUCUUGCCCAUCAUACCCGAAUACGUGGAACAGGUGAUACAGUCGGAGCGUCCCGACGGCGUGCUCUUGACUUUCGGCGGACAGACUGCCCUCAACUGUGGCGUCGAGUUAGAAAGGAGUGGAGUGUUCCAGAAGUAUAACGUGAAAAUCUUGGGAACACCUAUACAGUCGAUCAUAGAAACCGAGGACAGGAAAAUCUUUGCGGAGAAGAUCAGCGAGAUCGACGGGAAGGUCGCGCCAAGUGCCGCGGUCUAUUCCAUUCAAGAGGCAUUGGACGCAGCCGAGAUGCUGGGUUAUCCCGUGAUGGCGAGAGCUGCGUUCUCCCUGGGAGGAUUAGGAUCAGGGUUCGCGAAUACGAAGGAAGAGUUGAAGAUCUUGGCACAGCAGGCUUUCGCCCAUUCGAAUCAGUUGAUCAUCGACAAGUCGCUGAAGGGUUGGAAGGAAGUCGAAUACGAGGUUGUCCGCGACGCUUAUGACAACUGCAUCACUGUCUGCAACAUGGAGAACGUCGAUCCUCUCGGCAUCCACACUGGCGAAUCGAUCGUCGUCGCACCAAGUCAAACUUUGUCGAAUAGGGAGUAUAACAUGCUCAGGACGACGGCUACAAACGUCAUCAGGCAUUUCGGCAUCGUUGGAGAAUGCAACAUCCAGUACGCGUUGAACCCAACCUCUGAGGAGUACUACAUCAUCGAAGUGAACGCAAGAUUGUCGAGGAGUUCGGCUCUAGCCAGCAAAGCCACAGGUUAUCCUCUGGCUUACGUUGCUGCCAAGUUGGCGCUUGGUAUCCCCUUACCGGAUAUCAAUAAUUCCGUCACGGGGGAAACAACGGCGUGCUUCGAGCCUAGUCUCGACUAUUGCGUUGUCAAAAUCCCGAGAUGGGAUCUUGGCAAGUUUCAUCGGGUGAGCACGAAGAUCGGUAGCUCUAUGAAGAGCGUAGGAGAAGCGAUGGCGAUCGGACGCAAGUUCGAGGAAGCCUUCCAGAAGGCCCUGAGAAUGGUCGACGAGAAUAUAAACGGGUUUGAUCCUUACAUGAAAGAUCCCAACGACGAGGAAUUAGAAAAACCGACUGACAAGAGGAUGUUCGUCCUCGCUGCUUCGAUAAAAGCUGGAUACACGAUCGAUCGAUUGUACGAAUUGACGAAGAUUGAUCGAUGGUUUCUCCACAAGAUGAAGAAUAUUAUCGACUACUAUUUGGUGUUGGAGAACGUGGACCACACGAAAUUGUCGCACGAUGUCCUACUGAGAGCGAAGCAAAUCGGAUUUUCGGACAAGCAAAUCGCCGCUGUGGUCAAAAGCUCGGAACUGGCCGUUAGGAUACAAAGACAAGAGAGCAAUAUACGACCGUUGGUGAAGCAAAUAGACACGGUGGCUGCUGAGUGGCCGGCCACGACUAAUUACCUUUAUUUAACGUACAAUGGCAAUACACACGACGUGGAAUUCCCUGGCGGAUACAUGAUGGUGAUCGGUUCCGGGGUGUAUCGUAUCGGUAGUUCAGUGGAAUUCGAUUGGUGCGCCGUGAGUUGCCUGCGCGAGCUACGAAACUUGGGACGAAAGACUAUCAUGGUCAACUAUAAUCCUGAAACAGUCAGCACUGAUUACGACAUGAGCGAUCGACUGUACUUUGAGGAAAUCUCAUUCGAAGUCGUGAUGGACAUCUACGACCAAGAAUGUCCAGAGGGAAUUAUCUUAUCCAUGGGCGGUCAGUUGCCGAACAACAUCGCUAUGGAUCUUCACAGACAACAAGCCAGGAUCCUUGGGACGUCGCCCGAAUCCGUCGAUGGUGCUGAGAAUCGUUUCAAAUUUUCCCGCAUGUUGGAUGGCAUUGGAAUUUCACAGCCUAGGUGGAAGGAACUGACCAAUCUGAAAUCCGCCAUCGAGUUCUGCGAGGAAGUCGGUUACCCCUGUUUAGUGCGUCCUUCCUACGUGUUAAGUGGCGCCGCGAUGAACGUGGCGCACUCGAACCACGAUCUUGAGUCGUAUUUGAAGAGCGCCAGUGAAGUAAACAAAGAGCAUCCCGUGGUUAUAUCGAAGUUUAUCCUCGAGGCGAAGGAAAUAGACGUCGACGCAAUCGCCUACGAUGGAGUUAUACUUUGCAUGGCGGUGUCAGAACACGUGGAGAACGCUGGUGUUCAUUCAGGCGACGCCACCCUCGUCACCCCGCCGCAGGACAUCAAUGCCGAGACUUUGACGAAAAUAAAAAUCAUUUCCAAAGCUGUUGCUGCCUCGCUCUGCGUGACGGGUCCCUUCAACAUGCAGCUGAUCGCUAAGGACAAUGAGCUGAAAGUCAUCGAAUGCAACGUCAGGGUAUCCAGAUCCUUUCCUUUCGUUUCGAAGACCUUGGAUCACGAUUUCGUAGCCAUGGCCACGCGAUUGAUCGUUGGAGAGCCUGUCGAGCCUGUCGACGUCCUUGCUGGAUGUGGCAAAGUCGGCGUUAAAGUCCCCCAAUUCUCUUUCUCGCGUCUUGCUGGAGCCGACGUGAUGCUUGGUGUCGAGAUGGUUUCCACCGGAGAGGUCGCUUGUUUUGGAGACAACCGAUACGAAGCAUACUUGAAGGGAAUGAUGAGCACAGGCUUUCAUAUACCUCAGAAGGGUAUCCUGCUCUCUGUCGGCAGCUUCAAGCAUAAAAUGGAACUGCUACCGUCCAUUCGCAGCCUUCGCAAAAUGGGAUACAAGUUGUACGCCAGCAUGGGCACCGCUGACUUCUACACCGAGCACGGGGUCGAGGUGGAACCCGUGCAAUGGACGUUCGAGAAUAUCAGCGUUAACGAAGAUGCCAGCCCGAGCGAGCUUAGGCAUCUGGCUGAUUUCCUUUCGAAGAAACAGUUCGAUCUAAUAAUAAAUUUGCCAAUGAGGAACGGCGGUGCGCGACGUGUCUCCAACUUCAUGACGCAUGGAUAUCGUACAAGAAGGCUCGCCGUUGAUUACUCAGUUCCACUGAUUACGGAUGUUAAAUGCGCAAAACUACUCGUUGAAGCUAUGAGGAUGCUCAACGGGCGUGCACCUCGCAUGAAGACCCACACAGACUGCGUGUCUUCGCGAAAGAUGAUCAAGCUUCCUGGUCUGAUCGACAUUCACGUGCAUACCCGCGAUCCUGGCGCUGUUUACAAGGAGGACUUUGCAUCCUGCACCGCAGCUGCGCUCGCAGGAGGCAUCACGAUGAUCUUGGCGAUGCCAAACACGAAUCCCGCGGUCGUCGAUCUUCAAUCAUUUUGCUUGGCCAAGGAGCGCGCUGUCUCCAGCGCGAGAUGCGAUUAUGGAAUUUUCAUGGGCGCAUCGUCGGACAAUUACAAUAUAAUACCAGAGUUGGCACCACUGGCUGCGGGUCUGAAGAUGUACCUGAACGAGACAUUUACGACGCUCCGACUGACUGAUCUCACAGCAUGGAUUAGGCACUUUCAAAGCUGGCCAAAGAACCAUCCCCUUUGCGUGCACGCCGAGGGCCAAACGACGGCCGCCGUUCUCUUAUUGGCUGUAUUACACAACCGGCCCAUUCACGUGUGUCACGUGGCUAGAAAGGAAGAGAUUCAAAUAAUACGCGCAGCUAAAGAGAAAGGAAUGGCGGUGACUUGCGAGGUCUGCCCUCACCAUUUGUUCCUUUGCGAGGAGGACCUCGAGCGCAUCGGUCACGGACGAGGUCAAGUGAGACCGAUAUUAGGAACCAAAGAAGAUCAACAAGCUCUAUGGGAGAAUUUGGACGUGAUCGAUUGCUUCGCGACGGAUCACGCACCACACACGGUACAAGAGAAAUCCAGCGAGAAACCGCCACCUGGAUUCCCGGGGCUCGAAACCAUGCUUCCGCUUUUGCUGACCGCCGUCCACGAAGGAAAAAUGACGAUGGAGGACGUGAUAGAUAAACUCUACAGAAAUCCGAAACGAAUCUUCAACAUACCAGACCAACCGAACACUUACAUCGAGGUAGACCUUGACGACGAGUGGGUAAUUCCGGAGGCCAUGCCCUUCAGCAAGUCGAAGUGGACGCCAUUUGCUGGAAUGAAGGUUCGAGGAACGGUUCACAGGGUGGUCCUCAGAGGCGAGGUCGCGUACGUCGAGGGACAGGUCCUGGUGAAUCCUGGGUUCGGGCAGGACAUCAGACAAAUACAGGUGGCGAAACACCAAGGUCACAUGAACAUUCCGCCUGUCGUCGACGUCACUAGUCGACCCAGCUCGGCGUUGGAUGGUCUUCUGUCCCCGAACCAUGAGAAGUAUAAUAGUUAUCCUGAACGGAUGACGGACAUGACGGAGGAAGAACAAAAUGAUCCAUUCGCCCAAUUGCUGCAGCCAGUGACACAAAAGUCUAACGUCCACUUUGCCGUGGACGUGGACUCUCGCGAGCAAACGAAAGCUUCCCUGUUGCAGCGUACCAUUUCACCCCUUCCUAUCAGUAGCGCGAUGAAGUUCAAGAGCGACAGCAACCCUAAUCUAUUCGUGUCGUCAGUUGCACUGGUUCCGCCUGUUUCUACCACUCACAGCCUCAUUGGACAUAGCAUUCUAUCCGUGGACAUUUUCAACAAGGAAAUACUGAAGGACCUCUUCAACAUUGCGGAAUUCCUUCGCAACGCCAUUAGAAAGGAACGUCCCAUCGAUCAUAUUUUACGAGGAAAGAUAAUGGCGUCGAUCUUCUACGAGGCCAGCACUAGAACUUCUUGCAGUUUCGCCGCUGCGAUGGAGCGACUCGGAGGAAGGGUGAUAUACAUGGACGGAUCCACGUCAUCGGUGAAGAAGGGAGAAACCUUGGAAGAUUCGGUAGUAGUCAUGGCUGGAUACGCCGACGUAGUCGUCCUUCGACAUCCCGAGCCUGGUGCAGUAUCGAGAGCGGCGCAACAUUGUAGGAAGCCAUUGUUGAACGCUGGCGACGGGGUCGGUGAACAUCCGACGCAGGCCUUGCUGGAUAUCUUCACGAUACGUGACGAGAUCGGUACGGUGAAUGGACUGACCAUCACUAUGGUUGGGGAUUUGAAGCACGGCAGGACUGUCCAUUCUCUCGCAAGGUUACUGACCCUGUACAAUGUCGAGCUACGAUACGUGUCACCCCCCGGCCUUGGAAUGCCUGAGCACGUGGUGAAGUACGUGUCCAAGAGGGAAAUUCCACAGACAAAGUUCUCCAGUCUUGAGGACGCGCUUCCUGACACAGACGUCCUGUACAUGACGCGAAUUCAGAAGGAACGUUUCGCCAACCCGCAGGAGUAUCGACAGGUUUGCGGGCAUUUUGUGAUAACGCCACAGUUGAUGUCCCGCGCAAAGAGAAAGAUGAUAGUGAUGCAUCCUCUGCCUCGUGUCUUCGAGAUUAGCCCAGCGUUCGACAUGGAUCCACGCGCUGCUUACUUCCGACAAGCUGAAAACGGCGUUUACGUUCGAAUGGCUCUGUUGGAGAUGGUUCUUAGAAGACCAUGAUCGAUCCAACAACCGAUAAACAAACGUGUUUUAUCAGACGAGACCAAUUUGACUAUCAAGAAAACCAUCGAUACAAGAAGAACAGUUCUAAUUAACCUAUGAUCCGUGUACAUUGUUUUAUAGUCAAUCAAAGGGACACAAGAAACCAUCGACGAAGAACGGCAAUGCCAGGGAAAAGACAACUACCUUUUUUAUCAUACGUUUGCAAACUUCAUGUCCCGUCCUCCCGACAUUUGAAUCCUUGCAUUAGGAGCUUCAUCUUCAUCCAGGCCGAUAAUGCAACGCUUCCGCCAGACAUUCCGCACGUGUAAAAUUUCCCACGAAUCUGUUUUGAUGGACAGUUUUUAUCUGUACGUAAUAUAUUUACAGAGGCGAUUAAAAUUUG
This is a messenger RNA of Hylaeus anthracinus, 7259 nucleotides long. RefSeq names its product CAD protein (gene rudimentary). Lineage: Eukaryota; Metazoa; Arthropoda; Insecta; Hymenoptera; Colletidae. Gene Ontology annotation, biological process: UTP biosynthetic process; 'de novo' pyrimidine nucleobase biosynthetic process; L-glutamine metabolic process. The coding region runs from base 86 to 6874 and encodes 2262 amino acids. Gene Ontology annotation, molecular function: aspartate carbamoyltransferase activity; ATP binding; dihydroorotase activity. The record is from RefSeq and is a predicted model, not a curated record. The transcript has 26 exons. Gene Ontology annotation, cellular component: cytoplasm; cytosol.